CACAAGAAGAGCCCGCACACAUCCAACCCAAGUCUUAACUCGAUAGCUUCUCGUCCAGUAUCCUAACUUUCUACAAUGCAGUUCAAGUUCUGGUUUGCCUUCUCCGCCGUCGUAAUGAUGGUCGUCCUGGGAGCCCACGAAGCGGAUGCUGACUGUCUCUCCGGAAGGUACAGAGGUCCUUGUGCUGUUUGGGACAACGAAACCUGCCGACGUGUUUGCAAGGAGGAACGUCGACCCAGUGGACACUGCAGUGCUAGUCUCAAAUGCUGGUGCGAAGGAUGUUAGCUGGCCCUUAUUGUAUCAACAAUAAUUCGAAAUAUAA
This is a messenger RNA of Drosophila bipectinata, 322 nucleotides long. RefSeq names its product drosomycin-like. Gene Ontology annotation, biological process: defense response. Lineage: Eukaryota; Metazoa; Arthropoda; Insecta; Diptera; Drosophilidae. The record is from RefSeq and is a predicted model, not a curated record.